Messenger RNA from Microstroma glucosiphilum, 1477 nucleotides. RefSeq lists its product as hypothetical. The coding region runs from base 225 to 1340 and encodes 371 amino acids. NCBI's taxonomy places the organism in Eukaryota, Fungi, Basidiomycota, Exobasidiomycetes, Microstromatales, Microstromataceae. The transcript has a single exon. The record is from RefSeq and is a predicted model, not a curated record.
UCAACUCCUGUUUUUUCUCCUGGUCUUGUGCGCGUCUAGGGCGACCAAGACCGCCUCCGCUGCGUCUAGAUCAAGCUCAACCAGCCCAAAGUGACUUGCUCAGUCCCUGUCUAAGCACUUCCCGCUCCCUACGUAGAGUAGCGGGAAGUAUCUCUCCGGGUCCGUCCGCGCCAUCCAGUCCAUUGCGCACGUCUCCUCUGCGACUCGAGCAACGUGCGGGCAGUAUGGGCCGCGAUGCAGAGAGUGCAGCUCUCAAAGCCACGAGUGUUGAUGUUGUCCUCGAAGAGCCAAAGAGAACUGCUAGGUCAGGGAGCUGCGCUGCUGCGCCGCUUGAAGUACAAUCGAGGCGUAGAUCCAUGAAUGUGGUCCGGAAGGUACCCCUUCGUCGUUGUACACGUCACAGCACAGACGAAUCCCAUGCAGCUCUCACAAAGGUUCAACCAACGGACGCACAUUUCUCUCUGGAGUCGGCAUCUCUGUCCGCAUCUGGUGACGAUGAAGGUCAAGCGAGGGAAUUGUACCGGCAUGGAUCGCCCCCAACAGCGCCUGACACGACCAUGACAGUGAGCAAAAUGCGGUCACCGCCGCCCGUAGCAGAUGCUGUCGGUCAACGCAGUCUGCAUGGAUCCCCUCAAUGCUGUGACUCGCUCCCUCGUACUCAAUUGACGUCUCUGGGUCACUCUCAUGCUCUUGAUGGCCGUCAAGAAGCAGCUGACUCGGAAAUCCCAGGGUGCAGCCCCAAUCCGCCGCUCGUCAUCUUCCGCUCGCCAUUUGCCGUCGUUGGUACGGACCUUGCCCCGCAUAGCCCUAUACGAGCGAGCCCCGAGUAUGUGCGGUCGAAGGAUUUGUCCAAAGUCCGGGAGUCUGUGAGCCUGCUGAAACAGAGGGAUGCGUCAGGCAGGAAGGUUCUACGAGCCUCAGACCGAAUCUACGAAGCCGAUGGUAGACCGACCAAGGUUUCUGGCCGAGUGCAGCAUACCGACGCUACUCAAGACAAGCGAAUCAUCAGACGCGCAAAUUCGGCAAUGCUGGCGGAGGGUGUACCGAGAAACCUUCCUGCUACCGCACGCACUCCAGUCACCAUUCCCACCUUCACCGAGCCACCCCCCUCGCGGCAAUCUCGCUAUGUAUCAGGGGUGAAGAGAUCAGCGAGCAUUCUCUCGCGCACUUUCAGUAGGUCCUCUUCCCCUUCACGCUCUACUCCACGGGCGGACAGUGCCACAAGACCUGGGACGGACAUUGCAUGUGACGAGUCCAUCGCGAGCUUCGACCGAACGAGCGAAAUGGGCAGCAGUGCGAGUAGAGACGUCAUCAUUCGAGUUCUGAAGGGAUGGCGGUAGAGUUCCAUGGCCAAAUGACGAGGUAGGACGGCUUUCUAGCGACCGGGUCCAGUCAUCGUUCUGUGCAUACAUUCAAUCCUGUCAGUUUUCUACUUGGGUCGUACUUCAUAUUGAUACCCCAAACACAAUGCAUCAAU